Geodia barretti is the source of this 1263-nucleotide messenger RNA. The record is from the annotation of a GenBank genome assembly. NCBI's taxonomy places the organism in Eukaryota, Metazoa, Porifera, Demospongiae, Tetractinellida, Geodiidae.
AUGGCUCACGCGGCAGCCGUCUUCUUCGGGCGUCCGAGCCGCGGGCUCGUGCUGGUGGGUGUCACCGGCACCAACGGCAAGACCACGGUCACGUAUCUGCUCGACGCCAUCUUUUCGGCGGCCGGCGACGCGUGCGGUGUCAUCGGCACCAUCAGUCAGCGCUACGGCGGGUGGCAGCGGCCUUCGCCGCUGACGACGCCCGAGUCCAUCGACAUCGAGGAACUCCUCUCCGACAUGGUGCGCGCGGACGUGAGGUUCGUGGCCAUGGAAGUCUCCUCCCACGCCCUGGACCUUCACCGGGCGGAGGGGCUCGAUUUCGACGGCGCGGUGUUCACCAACCUUUCGCGGGAUCACCUGGACUAUCACCGCGACAUGGACACGUACUUUCUCAGCAAGGCGCGGCUGUUCACGGAAUGCCUGCCCGCCAGCGUGAAGGAAAAACCGUUCGCGGUCAUCAACGCCGAUGACCCGCGGGGUCUCGAUCUGAUCCGUUUGGCGGAAGACGCCGGGCUGGUGACCCUCACCUACGGAAGGUCGCCGCAAUGGGAUAUCCAUCCGGUCCGUUUCGAGAGUGAUAUCGACGGGUUGAGGGGGAUCCUGGCGUGCGGGCCGCGGCGGAUCGAAUUCGAAUCAGCGCUCAUGGGUGAGCUCAAUCUCGAGAAUAUCCUCGCCGCCGCGGGAACGGCCUGGGCCCUGGGGCUCGGUUCGGACGUCAUCGCGGCCGGGCUGUCCCGGCUCGAGCGGGUGCCGGGGCGGCUGGAACGAAUUCCCAACGGUCUGGGGAUCACCCUGGUGGUGGACUACGCGCAUACGCCGGAUGCCCUGGACAAGGUCAUCCGCGCCCUGCGCCUGUUGACCAGGGCGAAGUUGAUCACGGUGUUCGGUUGCGGCGGCGACCGGGACCACGGGAAACGUCCCGUCAUGGGAGAGAUCGCGGCGUCGGAAAGCGAUUGCGUCGUGCUGACAUCCGACAACCCGCGCGGCGAGGACCCGCUGGCGAUCAUUCGUGAAAUCGAGGAGGGCGUCCGAGGCCGGGGCAUGAGACGGCUUCGGGAAGGGGACGGCGCCGGGUCGGAGGCCGGAUACCGGGUCGAGCCGGACCGGCGUUCCGCCAUUCGCCUCGGACUGUCCAUGGCGGCUCCGGGGGACGUCUUGCUGGUGGCGGGCAAGGGCCAUGAAGACUACCAGAUCGUCGGAGACCGGCGGCUUCAGUUCGACGACCGGCAGGUGUUGCAGGAAGAGGUGCACGGCGUCGGUGGCUGA